Molecule: messenger RNA, 2511 nt
Organism: Angiostrongylus costaricensis
Lineage: Eukaryota; Metazoa; Nematoda; Chromadorea; Rhabditida; Metastrongylidae
Source: the annotation of a GenBank genome assembly
AUGUUGCCGUACUACAACCGGCGGCUGCUGAAGUUCUUCAAGCUGGCGUUGGUGUUGGCGUGCGCCGUCUUUUUCCUACUCAUUUGUCGACCUCUACUCAGGCCUGAUAUUGCAGUGCGUCGCUAUCCUCCACAAAAGCUACCCUUUUAUAAAUGUCCUUGUAACACUUCAGUCACUCAGACAACCCAGCCGUCAUUCGUUUUUCGAAAUCUAACCGAACAUCGUGCAUUAAUACUACUGGAAAGUACUUCUUCACGUCAUGGUCGUCUGCUUCAGCAGAUUCUCAGCGCUUCAAGGUACCCGUUUCGAACGGAAACCUUUACGAAGAACUUACCUUCACUUACAACAACGACUUUGCGCGGUCGUUAUGCCGUUAUUAUUAUUGAGAACCACUACAAAUAUCUCAAUUUGGCGAAGUGGAGUCGACAGCUGUUGGAUAAGUACUGCGUUGACUAUAAAGUACCCCUCAUAUCGUUCCUGUUUACAAGACCUAAUAUCACUUAUAAAAAAGUGAAAAUCAAAGAUUCCCUGUUGUACUUCUGGCAGAACCAAGAGGUUUCGUCCUUGAAAGUGGCUGACUCCACUAUCCAUCGGAUCUCUCGCAUCGGAGCUGAGAGGACAAAUAUCAACACGCAAGACUGGGUUCUAUUCGAAGAAUCGCCAGCGUAUACCACUGUUUUGUCGGCAAGAGACGUUCUUGGUCGACCUCGUGCUGCGGUUCUUCAUGAUAAAGGUGAAGUGGAUAAUGUGGAACGAGUUCUUUUUGGCUACAAUGUGACUGAUUGGAUGGUAAAGAUGACAUUUCUUGAUGUGCUGUGGUACACAACGGGUGGUCGUAUCGGGUGGAGUUUGGAUCGUUAUGUUCAAAUUGAUAUCGACGAUAUAUUUGUUGGUGCUCGGGGUACACGAAUGGUUGAAGAUGAUGUAACAGCAUUACUUGCAAGCCAGAAACACCUUCGUCAAUACAUAUCCAACUUCACUUACAUGCUUGGCUUCUCCGGCAGCUAUUUCCACAAUGGAGAUGAUAAUGAGGACCGUGGCGAUGAGCGUCUAGUUGAACUGGCGCAGCAUUUCAUUUGGUUUCCCCAUAUGUGGCGUCACAACCAUGCCCACGAACAUAACCUUACUUAUUUGGAGGCGACUAUGGUUCAGAAUUUUAUGUUUGCCGAGAAUAUGCGACUUCCUGUGAAGUAUCCAUACGCGAUUGCUCCACAACACGAUGGUGUAUAUCCUAUUCAUACUGACCUUUAUAAUGCUUGGAGAAAGGUUUGGAAAGUGGAAAUCACCGCCACUGAAGAAUAUCCGCAUUUUAAACCAGCGUCUAGCAGACGAGGAUUUGUACAUAUGAAUGUUUCGGUGCUUCCACGACAGACAUGCGGCCUCUAUACGCACACACAAUUUUUCCACAACUACCCUGGUGGUUUUUCUAAGCUGACAAGCCUGAUUUAUGGUGGUGAACUAUUCUUCACCAUACUGUUGAAUCCUAUAUCUAUUUUCAUGACCCAUCAACAGAAUUUUGCACAUGAUCGAUUAGCAUCGUACACAUUCGAUAAUCUGGUGAGAUUUAUACGUUGCUGGACAAAUAUUAGACUGCGAUGGCAAAGUCCAGUUGAGUCGUCUCAGAUGUAUUUCUCGUUAAUGCCACAGGAAAAAGAUCCUAUCUGGAGCAAUCCAUGCGAGGAUCCGCGACAUAAAAUAAUCUUGCCGCCUUCUCUAAACUGUUCAACUCUUAUAUUUCCUAACACAUUAAUUGUUGGACCACAAAAAACAGGUACAUCUGCUUUGGCAAUGUUUUUGUCGUUACAUCCUAAUGUUUCCACUAAUGCGCCUAUUCCUGGGUCAUUUGAGGAACUACAAUUCUUUGGUGUGUUGAACUUCGACACUUCCAAUUUCUUCAUGCUCGAAAAGAGUGCCACAUAUUUCGACAAUGUCAAUGCGCCAAUGGAGGCCCAUGCGUUGGUUCCAGAAGCUAAGAUUGUCGUUCUACUUUACGAUCCAGCUAGGAGAGCCUAUUCAUGGUAUCAACAUAUGUUAGCUCACAAUGAAACCUCAGUUGUUAUGGCUGGAAACAUGGAAACGGUUUUAGAUGCGGAAACGCCCCAAUUGAAAAAGAUUAGACAACGCUGCAUAUCAGGAGGGCGGUACACCCAUCACUUUGAUCGGUGGUUGGAAUUAUAUCCCAUGUCAAAUCUGAUUCUCAUUGAUGGGGAAAAGUUUCGUGAAGAUCCAGUCACUGUUUUGACAGAGUUAGCUCAGAAACUUGGCCUUCCUUACUUCGAUUUCGCACACGCUAUUCGUUUCAGCCCAUCAAAAGGAUUCUUUUGUCAAGUACAUAAUGGAAAGCCAAAAUGUCUCGGUCGUGGUAAAGGGCGAGCUUAUCCACCAAUGUCUCCUACCUUAUGGUCUCGACUAAAUGGCAUCUUCGCUGCAGACAACAUUGCUCUGCAUAACUUUCUUAUCAGAAAUCAUUUACCGGUUCCAGUAUGGCUGCAUUUAUUAUUGGAAAAGUAG